Molecule: messenger RNA, 669 nt
Organism: Penicillium longicatenatum
Lineage: Eukaryota; Fungi; Ascomycota; Eurotiomycetes; Eurotiales; Aspergillaceae
Product: Oxidoreductase-like N-terminal
Exons: 1
Coding region: 1-669 (222 amino acids)
Cellular component (GO): mitochondrion
Source: RefSeq, a predicted model, not a curated record
AUGGCCCACAACCGACCUGACGCUCAUACCCGUGGUUCCUUGGAAGAGACCACCGAUCACUCUCAGGCACAUCCUUUAUCGGGGUACUACUCCUUGAUUUUGAAGUCCAAUUCCCCCUAUCGCGGCCAAGCAACAACCACGCAGCCUAAUACCCCUCCACUCGAGGACAAACCUGCUCCGACAACCAUGAGUGAAGCAAAGACUCCCCAAGAGAAGAUGUCCAUUGUGUUUGGUACACGUCUAGCUGGUCCUGGCCGUCAAUCCCGAUACAACCCAGGUGAAAUGCCACCAGAAUCCCAAUGGCAAACGAUCAACGGUGUGCCCAUCCCGCCCCGCCCCGAGGAGCCCGAGAACUGCUGCAUGAGCGGCUGUGUACAUUGCGUUUGGGAUGAUUUCCGCGAUGAGAUGGAAGAGUGGGCUGCUAGAGCCGCAAAGGCGAAGGCCAAGGGUGGUGCUGAGAAGGGAACCGCGGACAUGCGCGCCGCACCUCGAGCCGAGGUUGACUCGGCCAGUCAGAGCAUGGAUGAGGAUGGCGGGGGCAGUGAAGCCAACUGGCCCGCGCCAAGUCAGGACGAAGAUCUGUUCGCCAAUAUUCCAGUUGGGAUCAGAGAGUUCAUGAAGACAGAGAAAAGGCUCAAAGUGAAGCACCAGAAGGAAGCAUCGGUCUAG